AUGGUAAACUGUGAAGAGUGCAUCCACGAUUUCAACCGGCACCACACCAAGAAGCCAAAGGAGGGCACCUUCACCAGAGCCAAGCGGACCUCCCCAAACAAUGGCCAGAAGCAGAUCUCUAGAUCCACCAACAGAAGUUUCUCCAAGGCCGCCGCCAAGGCCCUAAUGGUGGGCAAGGAGCACGAGGCCAAGAGCAGCCUGCUGUUUACCACCAGGCAGAAGUUCCAUAAGAGUCCAGCGUGUGGCCUGGCCACCUACAAGAACUUGGACGUUGCUCGGUCGGGCAACAGUAUUCCCGUGCCAAAGAGCCCCAAAGAGAGUGUCACUGUGCUGGACGGCUUUCAUGAUGAGAGCCCCAAGAUGCCGGAUCCUGUGAAGCAGGGGCCGGAGGACCCAGCAACCCCAGAGCACGAGACCCCUGCAGAUGUCAGUUAUGACCGCGAAUGCUCGAAGAGGAAGUUUGUCAAGGACAGGCGAGACCAGCCCUUUGCCAAGCGGCUGCACUUCAGCGUGCGGCAGAGGGAGAGUGCCUACAGGUACUGGGACAUCAUGGUCCAGAAGCAGGACGGCUUCACCCACAUCCUGCUGUCCACCAAGUUGUCCGAGAACAACUCGCUGAAUCUAGAAGUGAUGAAGGAGCUGCAGAGCGCGCUGAGCAUGGCUGACACUGAUGACAGCAAGCUGGUGCUGCUUAGUGCCAUGGGCAGCAUCUUCUGCUGUGGCCUGGACAUGCUUUACUUCCGCAGGAGGGAGAGCACCAGGAUGGCCGAGGCCAUCAGAAACUUCGUGAACACCUUCAUCCAGUUCAAGAAGCCUAUUAUCAUAGCUGUGAAUCACCCGGGCAUUGAGCGAGGAGCAUCCAUCCUGGCUCUCAGAGAUGUGGUCUGGGCUAAUGAAAAGGCAUGUUGUUUCCAGACACCCUAUAGCACCUUUGGACAGAGUCUGGGUGGCUGUUCCACCAUCAUGUUCCCCAAGUUUAUGGGAGGAGUAUCUGCCAAGGAAAUGCUGCUCAGAGGAUGGAAGCUAACAGCACAGGAGACAUGCAACAAAGGGCUGGUCUCACAGGUGUUCUGGCCUGGGACCUUCAGCUAG
Molecule: messenger RNA, 1092 nt
Organism: Rangifer tarandus platyrhynchus (Svalbard reindeer)
Lineage: Eukaryota; Metazoa; Chordata; Mammalia; Artiodactyla; Cervidae
Source: the annotation of a GenBank genome assembly